UAACGCUGCUGUUUGUAGCAUGUAGCGUUAGCUGUCCUGACAGCUAACGGAGUAAAGUCCACUUGUAUAGAUUUUUUUCUUUCUUUUCUUCUUUUAAGCUUGAUCUGUUUGCCACUCUUAUCACAGGGUCAAAGAGCUUGACAGUGCCGUCCGUUGGCAUUUAAGGUAACAGCAAUGGAGCAUGGCGAGGGAUCUAAGACAGAGGAUGACAAGUCUGAGCCCGUUCUUCAUACACAGCAAUUAUGCCGCUUCUUCUCUCAAGGUCGACAUUGCAAUUUUGGAAAGAAAUGUAAAUUUCUUCAUAUAAGAGAUGACAUCAAAGCUCAUGAGGAAAAGACAGGUGACACACCAAGCCAAUUGGAUGCCACACCUUCAAACUCUCAGGGUGCCAGUGAGCAUAAGAGUCACAGGCCCCUGCCCAGUUAUAACUUCAUGGGUGUCUCAGAAGUUGCCCGUCGCCCCUGUCGCUACUUUCUCUCAGGCCAUUGCAUCAUGGAGGACAGAUGUCGCUUUUGGCAUCCACAACAGUUACCUUCACAGGAUGACCCACCUGUCCCUCGCAAUUACAGAAGGGCCACACCAAAUGUCCCUCCAGUUUCUGGCCCCCAGGAGGUGAAACUGUGUGACAUGACAGAGGAUAAGGCCAAGCAACUGCGAGACACUGAGAUCAUGCAGUUGAAGAAGCGCUUUCCCAAAGAUCAUCUGAUUAUUCAGGAAAGAAGUGAUGGCAAAGUGACGUACUACAGGUUGACUGUGGAGGCCACCGAUCCAGACUGGCCUUUCGAUUUGAAAGAAAUUGACAUCAUGGUGAGCUUUCCAGACAACUACCCUCAAGAGAUUUUCACAUUGGAUAUACCACUGGACCAGGAUCUUCCCCCAGUAAUGGCAAAGCACGUACAGCAAGCAUCUUUGGAGUGGCUUCAAGCCAAACAUGCAACCAAUCAGCUGCUGGGGAAGGUGGAACUGCUUUUUCGGCCUCUUCUUCGCUGGUUGGAUCGUAGCUUGGAGCGACUGUUCAUUGAGGGAGCCAGAGAGUUAAAAAAAGACGUUGAUUUACAAAAAGCUGGACUGCAGUUUAUAUCAUAUCAGGAGCUCCAGGCGGCAGCUAGUGAGAAUGCAGGUGUUACUGGUGCAGAUGCAGUUGAAGAACCGUACAAUGAAAAUGAAAUGGUGGAAGGUGUGGAGCCAGUGGAGGGAGGGAAGUUGGAGCAGCAGGAGAUUCUGGGUUCUGAUGAAAGUCAUGUGCAAGAGGAUGCAAGUCAUCUGGUGGAGAACAUUAAGAUCAGUGAUCCCCGCAGAGGCACAGAAGUGAAGCUGCUGGGACUGAUGCUGGGAGAGAACACAGCCACUGUGGUUGCUGAACAGAUUACCGUUUGUCUGCAGUGUAACAGGUGCAAGGUGACUGCAGACUUGACACUCACUGGAAAGACACCCUGCUCUGCUCAGUGUGAAAAGUGUAAUGCAAACAUAAAUGCUGCAUUCAGGCCCUGCAUGCUCCACCACUACAGUGAUGUCCUGGGAUACUUGGACCUCCACAAUGCUGCACCUGCUGAUCUUGUACUUCAGGACUGUGAACUCACUGUGGGAUGCCUCACCUGCUCUCAGGAGAUUCCUCUGCAGAAUGUUUUCUAUGGACAGUUAAAAGAGAUCAUUUGUGAGCACUGCCACAGCAAACUCAGCAUCCUGGCUGAGAGCGCAAGAUUUCAGUAUAUUCAGCCUCGCACCUCAAACAAAGCAGGUUCAAGUGGUGUUAAUUACAAGACAAUAAGAGAUCCAGCUGUGCAAAAGGGAAAGCCACUGCCAGAAAAAGGAACAUGCAAACAUUUCAAACAGAGCCAUCGCUGGCUGAGAUUCCCCUGCUGUGGCCGAGCUUACCCCUGUGACGUGUGCCACGAUGAGAACCAGGACCACCCCAUGGAGCUCGCCACCAGGAUGAUUUGUGGCUUUUGUGCCAAAGAACAGCCAUAUGGUAAUGGAAAGUCUUGCAUCAGUUGUGGAAGCAUGAUGACGAGAGGGAUUUGGACCAGCCACUGGGAAGGAGGACUGGGAUGCAGAAACAAAGUCAAAAUGAGCAGAAAUGAUCGUCAAAAAUAUGCCAACACCAACAAAACGGUUUCGAGGAAGGCAGCCAGUGAGAAAAAGUAGCUGGUGAAAAAUGAUUUAGUUGCAUUUGUCUGUGAAAAUACAUAAUCAUAUAUGAACCACGAUGAUUUCUGUGAAAUUGGGCCACUAUAAAAAUAAAUCAAAUUGUUAAAAUCA
This is a messenger RNA of Melanotaenia boesemani (Boeseman's rainbowfish), 2259 nucleotides long. RefSeq lists its product as uncharacterized. NCBI's taxonomy places the organism in Eukaryota, Metazoa, Chordata, Actinopteri, Atheriniformes, Melanotaeniidae. Bases 175 to 2145 code for a protein of 656 amino acids. Gene Ontology annotation, molecular function: zinc ion binding; nuclear export signal receptor activity. Gene Ontology annotation, cellular component: nuclear envelope. The transcript is spliced from 12 exons. The record is from RefSeq and is a predicted model, not a curated record.